Clonostachys rhizophaga is the source of this 1248-nucleotide messenger RNA. NCBI's taxonomy places the organism in Eukaryota, Fungi, Ascomycota, Sordariomycetes, Hypocreales, Bionectriaceae. The record is from the annotation of a GenBank genome assembly.
AUGGCAGCCAACUCCGACAAUGCUAAUGCAUCCAACUUUGUUCUGACGGCCGAUGCCUUGAACCAAGCCCUUCCCCUCAUGGGACCGUCCACAAGAGCUGUGCAUGCGGAUGAUUUCUACAGCCCUCACCGUGCCAUUGCACCAGGCAUGCAUGUGGCAGUGAAUUAUCGAUAUGCCAGAAACCCCGAUGAUCUAGUGCCAAUGAAGAACGAUGACCCCAAUGCCCCGUAUGACUCUCACAUAUAUUCUCGCUAUACUGCUCCGAACUCUAGUCGAUUUGAGACCGUGCUGCGCAACCUCUUUGGCGGGGACGUUCUCACCUAUUCGAGCGGUUUGGCUGCUUUUCAUGCCAUCAUGAUUCUUCUCAACCCAAAGCGAGUCUUCAUUGGCGAUGGAUAUCAUGGAGUCCAUCGCAGCAUUGCUCUCCAGAACAGAGUCACUGGUGUGGAGAAAUUCACUCUAGACGAUCUCGACAAGCUCCAAGCUGGCGAUUUAUUGCAUAUCGAGACCCCUGUGAAUCCAUUUGGCGAGGCGCGCAAUAUUGCCUAUUACGUGGCCAAAGCCAAGGCAGUCGGAGCAUAUGUCUCGGUUGAUGCUACUUUUGCCCCGCCGCCGUUGAUGGACCCUCUACAGUUCGGCGUCGACAUUGUGAUGCACAGCGGCACCAAGUACGUCGGUGGCCACUCGGAUAUGCUGUGCGGGAUUCUCGUCAUACCCUCCAGCCGUUCCAGCUGGACCGAGACCCUGCUGCAGGAUCGUAGGGUCAUGGGCUGCGUAAUGGGAAGCUUCGAGGGCUGGCUUGGCAUUCGAUCUGUCCGAACGUUCCAUCUACGUGUGACUAGGCAGUCCCAAACGGCUCUGGCUCUUGUGCAAUGGCUACACAGUGAAUCGAAAAACGCCAACUCUGUUGUUGGGAAGAUGGUUGAGUACGUCCAGCACGCCUCGCUACAGGAGGCUGAUCUGCAGGAUGGCUGGCUCCAAAAGCAAAUGCCAGGUGGUUUUGGUCCCGUUUUUGGUCUUUGUAUGAAAGAACAGAAGCAUGCCAGAGUUCUCCCUAGCAGGCUCUAUGUGUUUCAGCAUGCUACAAGCCUCGGCGGGGUGGAAAGCUUGAUGGAGUGGCGAGCGAUGAGCGAUCUGGGACGAGACCCCAGGCUGCUCCGGGUCAGCUGUGGGGUAGAGGACGUAGAGGACCUGAAGUCAGACAUCCUGCAGGCCUUUGAGGCUCUGUUACGGCUGGGAUCCUCUUGA